Molecule: messenger RNA, 2746 nt
Organism: Epinephelus moara (kelp grouper)
Lineage: Eukaryota; Metazoa; Chordata; Actinopteri; Perciformes; Serranidae
Gene: prxl2c
Product: peroxiredoxin like 2C
Exons: 6
Coding region: 45-722 (225 amino acids)
Source: RefSeq, a predicted model, not a curated record
UCCCAAAAUAGCAAAGCGAAUUCGGAAAGCCUCAGGAAAAAAAAAUGGCUGAAGCACUUUCCCCAAUAACUCGUCAAAUCACCAAAGAAAACCAGGAGCUUUGGGUCCCCUCUGUCGAUUAUCGCCUCGAAGACGUCGAGGACUGUUUAAUUUACGACCGACAUGGAUCCUCUGUUCCGUUCAAGAAUUUAUAUCAAGACAGGAAAUCGGUCAUAAUUUUCGUGCGGAAUUUCUUGUGCUACACCUGUAAAGAAUAUGUGGAGGAUUUGAGCAAAAUACCUAAAGAAGCACUAGAGAAUGCCGACAUUAGACUGGUCGUGAUUGGUCAGUCUGCUUAUCAUCACAUAGAGCAAUUCUGCUCACUGACGGGGUAUCCUUAUGAAAUAUACGUGGACCCGGAGAGGUGCAUUUAUCAAAAGCUUGGGAUGAAGAGAGAGGAGAAAUUUUCAGACUCAGCCAACCCCAGUCCCCAUGUGAAGUCUGGUAUGUUUAUUGGACAAAUGAAGAGUAUCUGGAGGGCCAUGACAAGCCCUGCAUUUGACUUCCAGGGAGACCUGCAUCAGCAAGGUGGAGCCAUCAUUGCAGGACCAGGCUCUCAAGUUCAUUUUUCUCAUUUUGACAUGAAUCGCCUGGACCACAUGCCCAUUAACUGGCUCCUGCAGCUCGCUGGAGUUCAACAGACUCUGGACUUCAGCGAUAAGCCAAAGAUCAUCCAUGUGUAGCAGGCCGGCCGCCUGAAAUCACGCUCCUCCCCACAUCACUGUUAUUAUCACACAUGCAGGGAUCUAUGUGUGUUACAUGUUAAGUUACAUCACCAUUAUGCACUGGCAAAAUGCUACAAAGAGUGUGGGCAACAUCACUCGCUGUAACAGAUAUUUGUGUCGCAGUAUUUCUGAGUCUGUUAUUUAUCAUGUGUGUAAGCUACUGGUUAGCAACUUGACUGCCUCACCAAAAUCUUGGAUAGGUCUAAAACAUACUGUCUGUGUUAAGUGUAAAAGUUUAUUCUUGACCUUGGAAACAGUAGUUUGACGGAAACAGAGUCUAAACUCGGGGUCUCCUUUCUAGUUUUCAGAGCUGUCAAUCACAUUUCAUGAGCUGCUGAAGUUAAAAACUCUGGGAAAAGCCAGUAAUAUCGCUUUUCAACCAACAUUAAAUGGGCUCUGUUCCAGUUCACGCAACUUAUUCUGAACCAUUUGAAGCAUUCCCUCAUUUCAUUUAUUUUCUGUAACCGCAUAUCCUGUUGGGAGUUGCGUAGGGGCUGGAGCCUAUCCCAGCUGACAUUGGACAAAAGGCGGGGUACACACUGGACAGGUCACCAGACUAUCACAGGGCUGACACAUAGAGACAGACAACUAUUCAUGCUCUCAUUCACACCUACAGCCAAUGAAGAGUCACUACUUAACCUAACCUGCAUGUCUUUGGACUGUGGGAGGAAGCCGGGGUACCCAGAGAAAACCCACGCUGACACAGGGAGAACAUGCAAAACUCUGAGCAGAAGGGCUCCCCCACCCUGGGCUCGAGCCAGGAACCCUUGUUGCUGUGAGUCGACAAUGCUAACCACUGAACCACCAUGCCACCCUACCGUUCAGAGCAAAAAUAAAUUGGUUUAAAGCUCAAAAAGUUGGUACCCAGCUCGAACCGAAAAAUAGCAGGUUUUCACUGACCUGAAGUGCGAAUCGUAACCAUAUCAGUGAACAUGUCAUAUUCUACAUGUUGGAAAGAGGAUGGUCAAGUGAGAAAUCAUAUUAUCAUCAACAGAUGGUCCAUGCUUGUUUUUCGGUUGAAGACAAAUAUCUGUGUUAACAUAGGGUGGCACAGUGGUGCAGAGGUUAACAUUGACACCUCACAGUAAGAGGGUUCCUGGUUCAAACUCAGGGUGGGGGAGGCCCUCUGUGUGGAGUUUGCAUGUUCUCCCCACAUGUUAUCAGCAUGGGCUUCCUCCCACAGUCCAAAGACAUGCAGGUUAGGUUAAUUGGUGACUCUAAAUUGCCCGUAGAUGUGAAUGUGAGCAUGUCUGUCUCUAUGUGUCAGUCCUGUGAUAGUCUGGUGACCUGUCCAGGGUGUACCCCGCCUCUAUCCCAAUGUCAGCUGGGAUAGGCUCCAGCCCCCUCGCGACCCUUAACAGGAUAGGCAGUUGGGGAAAUGAAUGAAAUAACAGAACAAAAGCUUGCAGGUAAUCAAUACAAUCUGCUGUACUUCCGCUGUGCAUUGUGUAAUACCCUCAGGUGAUGAUGCAUCCCUGAUUACAAUGGUUCUGCUAAAAAGUGGUUGAAAGUAAAACGCAGGCUAGUUUGCUAGAAAGCACCAAGGUUCCACGAGUUCUUGAUGAAACCUGUUCAAGAACCAGAGCUAAUUCGGUGGGAAAGUGGUAUUAGUGAACUGAGUAACGUUCUUCUGCUAAUUUAGACCGUGAGACAUGGUACAAAGCUCUGGAAAAGCUUGUAAGUUGUCCUUGAGGUAAGAUUGGUCUGGUGUGAAAGCAUGAAUGAUGUGUGGCUGUGUGUGUAAGAGGGACAUGAAUGCAUUAUGGUUUGAUUUUCUAGCCUACCUUUUCUAUCACUUAUGUUACUAUGUCUUAUAUUCUGUAAUUCUGUUCUCAUACUUGUUGUGAGAUGGUGUGCAUGAUUAAUAUUUAUGAGCACUUGAUAACUGGUGCACUGGUGUCAGUGGAUCGCAGUCUUCUUUUUGUACCCACUUUCUUUAUAUUGACAGUGUAUAUUUUACUGCAAGUAAAGUUUAAUUGCUA